UUUUCGAUGAAAGUUCCGCGCGAAUCCGACAAGGUAUAACAGAAUAAUAUUUGGUUUACUGAAUUUCAAACUGCUGUUGGCAUGGCUUUUGCAUCGAAGUGGUUCCUGUUAUUAUACCUCGGUUUAUGCGCGGCAUGGAUGGACGAGAGACCUGUUUUGGAGUCUCGAGAUGGACAUCUCAUAAUCUCUAGUGCGAAGGACAGAAACAUUACGCUGAAGCUAAUGGGGGGCGGUUACAUAAACGUUAAUGACAUCAAUCUGCUUCACGUAGCGUCGGCGGCGCAAAAUGCGACGCGGGUCAUCGACAGGUGGCGGAUGGGAUAUUUAGCCGAGAUGGAGAACUCUCUUUACCAACUAACGACUAUAGUGACAGGCGCUACAGGCUUACAGAGAAGAGUCUCUCUGCUUGAGAGAAGUAUCGACAUGAACAGUACGAUUCGCGCAGGAAACAGAUCACGUAUACCGACUUUUAAUCCAAUAGCGGGUAUAACCAGAAGCACUAUUCGUCGUAUCAACGCCCGACUUAAGGCAUUAGAGGACUCAGUGAGAGCUAUGCAAGCACUACUUCGAGAGAACGAAUGUCAGAGUCACCCUUGUCAAAAUGGAGGUACUUGUGAGGACCUCUAUGAUGCCUAUCAAUGUCAUUGUCCAUCAAAUUGGGAGGGCCCGAAUUGUAUGACGGACGUUAACGAGUGCGCUAGAUUUCUUGGUACGGAUCUUGGAUGUCAAAACGGAGCAACUUGUCGUAAUUCUCCUGGAUCUUACCGAUGCGACUGCUUGCCGGGAUGGUUUGGUCUUCAUUGUACGCAGAAAACAUCGAUUUGCAAUACAGAGAAUUCCGAAGCGCUUUGCGGCGAGCACGGUGUAUGCGUCGCCAAAAGCGGUUCUGCACUUGGAUAUACGUGCAUUUGUGAUCAAGGAUGGGAAAGCGAUGGCACAACCCCAGCUUGCACCAAGGAUGUAGAUGAAUGUGCAGCGGCCCAUCCACCCUGCUCCGUAAAUCCACCGGUACCAUGUCUCAAUACUCGCGGCUCAUUUACUUGCGGUGCUUGUCCGCACGGCUAUAGCGGAAAUGGUUAUUAUUGCACCGACAUUGACGAGUGUCUUAUUAACAACGGCGGCUGCAGUACUUCCCCUUAUGUACAAUGCAUGAACACAAUGGGUUCUAGAACGUGUGGAGCUUGUCCCUCAGGGUACCGCGGCGAUGGCGUGAGUUGCAUUUUUGUUGGUGGUUGCGCCAUCAACAACGGCGGAUGCCAUCCAUUAGCUACCUGUACCGAGAAUCCAUCGCUUACAAGUUCUUACGUUCUGUGCCGUUGCCCACCGGAUUACGUCGGUAAUGGAAUGGGACCAAACGGCUGCCAAUUAUCUGAUGUAUCACUUAAUACAGCGUGUUCUAGCAACCUCUGCGUUCAUGGCACAUGCGUGCCAUACGGUGCAAAUGACUACACUUGCACAUGUAACCCGGGAUACUCAGGAGCUACGUGCAACAUACCGACUGAUCCGUGCUCGCCAAAUCCUUGCCGAAAUAACGGUAUUUGCAUUGUCUUAAGCGGACGGGCAACAUGUCAGUGUACGACUAGCUUCACAGGAAACAGGUGCGAAACGCCACGGCAAGCGUGCGGCGGUAUGUUACGGAAUCCCACGGGAACAGUUCAGUUUCCCAUAGGCGGUAGUACUUACCAGCAUGGAUUGAGUUGCGCCUGGGUGUUAAAAACGGACUCCUCUAAAGUUCUGAACGUCACCUUUACGGCUUUUAAUAUCGAGCAGUCUACAGAUUGCAAGUUUGAUUUUCUACAGAUCCAUGAUGGUGAAAACACUGGCACUCAAUUGAUUAACCGAUUCUGUGGUCAUGAAUUGCCUAACGGAAACGGGACAAUCAUCUCAUCCCAUAAUACUCUCUACUUGUGGUUCCAUUCGGACAACAGCAUAUCUCAUGAUGGAUUUACCUUUCAUUGGAAUAGCAUCGAUCCUGUUUGUGGAGGUGUUUUAGAAAAUAAUUUCGGUACCAUCAUGUCUCCAGGUUCGCCUGGAAAAUAUCCUCCGAACAGAGAUUGUUUCUGGAGAAUCACUGUCGCUGCCUCGAAAAGGAUUCAAUUCCAUUUUGGUCAGCUGAUGCUCGAGCAAAAUUGCCAAAACGACUAUGUGGAGAUUACUGGUAUAGAAGAAAAACGUUUAGGACUUUUUUGCAAUCACACUCGUCCACCACCUUUGAUUACACCGAGUUCUGAAGCAACUGUUCAUUUUCAUUCUGAUAGUUCUAAGCAAGAUGCUGGCUUCCAAAUCCAUUACUCGACGAUUGAAGGUUCACCUGGUUGUGGUGGAAUUUAUACCAGUGCCACUGGACUAAUCAGUUCACCAGGUCAUUCGGCGGCUUAUCUGCCAAAUAUGGAAUGUGAAUGGAAGAUACAAUUGCCAGUAGGCGAACGAAUUCGAGCGUCAUGGCUGAAAUUUAAUAUCGAAACUUCCUCCAGUUGUCAGUUUGACUUUGUCGAGAUUUAUGAUGGACCUGACACGAAUUCUCAAUUACUCGGUAGAUACUGCGGUUCGGAUAUGCCGCCAGCAAUCAAGUCAAAUUCGAACAAAUUAGUUGUACUUUUUAAAUCCGAUUGGUCUUACGAAUCGGAAGGUUUCACAUUGUCGUAUGAAACUUUAUGCGGCGGCGAAUUCCAUGAGGAUACCGGAAUUAUCAAGUCGCCCUUUUAUCCGAACCCUUAUCAUCAUUCGACAACGUGUAUUUAUGAGAUUAUACAACCGUCCGGCAAAGGAAUCAUAUUAACUAUGGAAGAUAUGGACAUUGAAGGCAGAGACCAGAACUGUUACUACGAUUACGUCGAGAUUUUCGACGGUGAUAAUGAAAAUGCGACGAAUCUCGCCAAAUUAUGCGGCGACGAAGAAAACAUGCCAGAUACUCCUUACUAUUCCACGCAUAAUUUUAUGUACAUAAAGUUUACCACCGAUAACAGCAUCGAUGGUCGAGGUUUCAAAGCGAACUACACAACCAUCGAUCGUAGAUGUGGUGGAUUGCUGAAGCAACCAAGCGGGGUAAUUCAGCCUCCUCUUGAAAACGGAUUUUAUGUGGAUAACGAGGAAUGUAUCUGGACUAUUCAAGCACCGCCAGGAUAUGUAAUACAACUCACUUGGAUGUCAUUUAAUUUGGAAUACCAUGUUCAUUGUGUCCACGAUUACGUCAACAUUUACGAAAACUAUACCUUGUCCGACAAAAACAUAAUAGCCACGUAUUGCGGUACAACUAAACCACCUGACUUAACGACACAGGAUAGUACACUAACCAUACUCUUCCACACUGAUUCGAGUGUUACAAGCGAUGGAUUCGUUGCUACAUAUAUUUUCAUGGAUAUGUCGAAGGUCUGCGGCGGUCAUUAUUCGAAAGAAAAUGGCAUUAUUAAAUCGCCAAAUUAUCCCGAUCAUUAUCCAAACAAGAAGGAAUGCGUUUGGAUUAUCGAAGCACAAAACAGACAUAGAAUAAUUCUUACGGUUAAUCACUUUGAAUUGGAAAGACAUGCAUCUUGCGUAUUCGAUUACUUAGAAAUUAGGAAUGGUGGAUACGAGUCCUCGCCGUUAAUUGGCAAAUUCUGUGGCAAAGACAUACCCACUGAAAUACCGAGUCAAGCCAAUCAAAUGUAUAUUAGAUUUGUUUCGGAUUUUUCGAGAUCAUGGCCAGGUUUCGAAAUACAAUGGAAUAGCGCCACAGAAGGAUGUGGUAGUACACUGACCACAGUUACUGGGGAUAUUAUAUCUCCAAAUUAUCCUGAACCUUAUUCAGCGAACGCGGAUUGCUAUUGGAAGAUCGCUGUGGCGGCGGGUAGUUUAGUGCAACUUGUAAUAGUGGAUCUCGAUCUUGAACAACAUGAGAAAUGUCGAUAUGACUUUAUCGAAAUAUAUGACGGCAUUAGUUAUCGCACAAAUGGAAGACGUUAUUGCGGUACCUCGUAUCCGAAGAUUAUUCAAUCCGAAUCCAAUCAAAUGACCGUUCGGUUCCGCAGCGACUUCAGUAAUUCCGGCCGCGGUUUCCAUUUGAAAUACGAAACGCAGUGUUAUUUAACUGAUGAUUCAACUGAACGACACAAAUUACAUGGCUACUACGGCGUGAUAGAAUCACCGAAUUUCCCUAACAAAUAUGAGCACUCAACAAACUGCAGUUGGAUCAUCGAAGCACCAAUUGGUAACACGAUUAAUCUGACUUUCUCACACUUUGAUCUCGAAGGAACAACAGAGCAGUGCACAUAUGACUAUCUCCAAAUCAUGGAAGGCGACGAUGAUAAGGCCAACAACAACCUGACUCGACUCUGUGGGAGUAUCGAUCUCCCAAAGAAAAUUAAUUCAAUGCAACAUCAAGUGUUUAUAACGUUUGUUACGGACUCCUUUAUUGCCUUCAAUGGUUUCCGGCUCGAAUGGACGGUCCAUGGUUGUGGCGGGCAUUUGACUAAACCGUAUGAUACUUUCACGUCGCCUGGAUAUCCGUCAGCUUAUCCGACGAAUGUUGAGUGCGAAUGGCUGAUCGAAGUGGAUUAUACGCACAGUGUCGAGCUUACAUUUUACGACAUAAACACUGAGAAGCGCAAAGGUUGUAUCUUCGACAAAGUCCAAAUUUAUAAAGGCGACAAACCCGUGAAUGAGUCAAAAUUGACCGAGCUUUGCUACACGGAGAAGCCAGUGACAUACACUAGUCCCGGACACAAAAUGUUCGUCAAAUUUCACUCGGACUCAUCGUACUCUAAUCGAGGAUUUAAUGCUAGCUAUAGGAGCGUUCCUAUUGGAUGCGGUGGUAAAUUUACAGCAAUCUCGGGCAUCAUUCACUCGGCUAAUUAUCCACAGAAUUAUCCGCACGUUCAGAAUUGCGAAUGGCUGCUAGAAGUCGACAGCAAUCAUCUCGUGAAUCUUACGUUCUUGGACUUUGAUGUUGAGAACAGCUGGAAUUGCAGUGAUGAUUUCGUUGAGAUCUUUGAUGGCCCAACGAAAAAUAACUCGUUAUUGGGAAUACAUUGCAGCAAUCAAUUACCACCGAUCUAUCUUUCGAGUAGUAAUCAAAUGCUAGUAGUUAUGCAGAGCGAUAGUAUAAUUUCAGCCAAAGGUUUCAAAGCUCAAUAUAGUAGAGCCUGCGGUGCUCGUAUAAUUGUUAAGGACCACGGUUUUCUUACACCUCCGGUUGGCAAUUCCGACACACAUGGGGACACUAAUUGUACAUGGAUAUUAAUAGCUGAAGAUCCAGCCGACCAUAUAACUAUUACUUUUACGCAUAUGGAGAUUGAUCCAAUUGAUGUUACGAACCGAUGGGAGUCUACUGAGUUAAGUCCUUGUUUUUGGCUCUCCCUUCAGGUAUUCGAGGGUGAAAGCAUAGAUGGACCACUUUUAGGAAAAUGGUGCAACAAUGUUGCGCCACCGCCGAUUACGAGUACCGGAAGUUCGCUCACGCUGCAUUUAGCCAUACACUACGAAUUCAUAGGUCACUUCGUUGCUACGUACUCCGUACUGAAUACAGCUUGCGGUGGAAAUUAUACAUCCGAACAAGGAAUAAUCACCUCGCCUAGUUAUCCGAAUAGUUAUCCCCUGAACGCAGAAUGCGUUUGGAUACUAAAUACUUCUCCCGGUAACAAGAUUACUCUCGUAUUCUCUGAGUUCGAUAUCGAGUCGAGUGAUAACUGCGAUCUGGACUAUCUUGAGAUACGGGAGGAUAACGGAAUCGGAAAGCUUAUUAGUGUUUCUUGCGGCAAAGAUGCCGCGGAAAUUACGUCCUCCAACAAACUGUGGAUCAAGUUUAAGAGCGAUGGUUCCGGUACUGCCAAGGGUUUUAAGGCUGAAUAUAAUAUCCUCGGAGGGAACGAACUCGAUGGGUUUACAGGACGCAUUACCUCGCCGUUGUAUCCAUUACCGUAUAGGCGAAGUGCUUCGUUCUCAUGGCGCAUUACUGUUGAAAUGAAUUCGCUCAUACGCAUCACAUUCACAGAUUUGCAGAUAGAAAACAUCGGCGAACAUUGUUUCUCUAAUAUCAAAAUAUAUGAUGGAUAUGAUAACGAAGCAGCAACUUUACUAGAAGUAUGCGGCUAUUCUUUGCCAGAUCCAGUAGAGUCAUCCAGCAAUGUGGUUUACAUCAUGAUGUCAACGGAUUUUGUCAGGCAGGGAAAUUGGUUUGAUCUCACAUGGCUUCAAAUACCAAAAAACACUGAACAGGGAAAUAAGGAAAUCAAAUUGUCAGAGUGCAACAAAGAAAUAGCUUUAAUGGGUGACCGCAACAACACGUAUUCCUUCAGUUCUCCUGGUUGGCCGACCGGCUAUGCUGCCAAUUUGCAUUGCAAUUGGGUUUUCACAUCGCCACCUGGAACACAUUUAGUAUUGAGAAUAAUGACCAUGGAUUUGGAAGAAACUAAUAAUUGCGUAGCGGAUUCAGUUUCCGUUUAUUCGGGAUACGCAUUGACAUCGACAACCGAUGCUCAUCUGGAAAGUAAAUUAUGCCUGGCAAACGCCAGUAUGUCCUUAGUCAGCGGGACCAAUGUGAUGACGGUGAAAUUCGACACGGAUAUGUCCGUUAAUAAAACCGGAUUCAACGCCUACGUAUAUCGAGAGUGCGGAGGUCAAUUAACUGAUCCCAACGGCGUAAUUGAAUAUGAUAAUUCUUCUUAUGUGAAAGCGAUUCGCACAUGGCAUUUCACAUGUGAGUGGACUGUAACAGUGAGACCCGGCAAAUUUAUCAAAGUUGAGAUUACCGAUAUGUCGAUACAAGAAAUGCCCGAUCAUACAUGCGGCGACAAUUACUUGAUGUUAAAAAAUGGAGACGGAAUGCUCUCGCCUCUGUUAGGCAACGGAAAGUAUUGUGGUGAAGUAAUACCAGCGGAACUAGAAACCACCGGAAAUCGUUUUUAUGUUAAAGCUACUGGCAGCGGAAAUCAUUUUCGCUUUAAGCUUACUUACAGAGAAACAAGUAUGAAUUGUGGUGGCGAAUUUGUCUUGACAAGCAAGCAGAAGAAAUGGGAGAUAACAUCGCCCAACUAUCCAAACAUCCCUCCAACUUAUGCCGAAUGUAUUUGGAAAGCUAGUGCUCCAGCUGGUGAAAAGCUCACUAUCCAUUUCUUGGAUAGAUUUGAUUUGAGUAAUUCCGAGAAUUGCGACAGAGAAUACGUUGAAGUAAGGGAUGGUGGAACCGACAGCUCGCAACUUAUGGGAAAAUUCUGUAAAGACGUAGCACCCAGUAGUAUGAGUACUAUUGGCAACAUGGUAUAUAUCCAUUUCUAUACGGAUGUACCAGAACCUAAGAAUGGUUUCAAAGCUGUAAUUGUUUCAGGAGAGGUUUGUGGCGGAAUUUUGCGCACUACCACAGGCGUCAUUGAAUCUCCGAAUUAUCCGAAUCCAUAUCCUCAAAACCAAAGCUGCUCGUGGUUAAUAGUAGCGCCGACAGAUCAUACCUUGAAAUUACAAUUUCGUGACAUAAAUCUUCCUGGCUUUCGAGGAUGCUCAACCGAUCACGUUAACAUUGGAGAAAAACUUAUAGAAAAUGACACUAUUUCAAUAAUUGGUACUUAUUGCGGUCUUCAAAAACCGGAUGUAAUCGAGACAUCGACAAACAAAGCGUAUGUGAACUUCGAGAGUGAUAACAGAGACUUUGUCACUUACCACGGCUUCAGUCUAAACUUUACCGCUAGUCAAGAAACGUGCGGUGGUUCAUUAAACGCACUGAAUGGAAUAAUUAAAUCACCCGGAUAUCCUAAUCCACGGACAAGAGCAAGAUAUUGCGAUUGGCGAAUCGAGUUACCGGUGGGUUAUCAAGUUGUGGUGAAUAUUUUGGAUAUAGACGUUGUUAGUGGGCCUGGACCUACUCAUGUGGGGUAUGCACUUUCGUUCUAUAACGAUUUCCGCUUUAAAUCGAAAAUCAAAGUCUUAGGACAAGGCGCUACUAGUAUGGAGGAGAUAAGAAGUUCCAGUAAUACUAUGAUUAUUGGCUAUUGGUCCUCUGCCGGACAUCGGGGUUUCAAACUUCGAUACACGGCUGAGGCUCCGGCUCCUUGUGGUGAAACUCUGAGAGAAGUUCAAGGCAAUAUAACAGGUCCUACAAUUCCGCCUUUUAAUCAAUCUUCAUAUGUUUGCCACUGGAAAUUGCUACCACCCGAAAAUAUGAUCUCUCCCGUCGGGGACAGCCGCUUGACAAUGACAAUGAAAGUCACUGGUCUUUUGGGCGGACCUGAGCGAACCAGUAUUAUUAGAAGAAAUUGCAUCUAUCCUCAAUAUAUUGAAGUUCAGGAUAUUGGAAUGUUAUGUGGAAAUAUAACAGAACCGAGAUAUUUGAGAAGCCCGAAAUUACUCAACGAAUUAACGAUAAUGAACGGAACUUAUGGAAGACGUAUGGAUUUCACUUUACAAUAUCAAUGGCAGGCUUGUGGUGGUAUAUUACGAGGUCCAAGACACACCAUCAGAUCACCUACAAACAUUUCUUAUCCGAUAAACUGUGUUUGGCACGUAGAUUAUCCUGAAGAAGAAACGAUCAAGCUCACUUUUACCAAACUUGAACUUGAAAGUAACUGUGACAGGAAUUAUCUCAUUAUCAGGAAUGGCGGACCAACGGCACCGCAGAUCGCAAAGCACUGCAUCCAUACCACAACUGAACUUGAAAAAUACAAUAUUAACAGUAUAUCGAAUCAGCUAUGGGUAGAAUAUUUUGCGUCUGAGGGUUCUGGCAGUUUCGAAUUUGAUGUAGUAAUUGCCACCGCAGGCUGCGGUGGAUCCUUACACGGUCGCAGCCGCGAAAUCGCAUCUCCGGCAUUUCCUAAACAGUAUCCAAAUAACGGCGAGUGUACUUGGGAAAUAAUAGGUGACAAUGGCUAUCACAUAGGUUUAAUCUUCGUCGAUCGGUUUAGCCUGGAAACCAGUUCUAAUUGCGAGAAAGAUUAUGUGCAGGUAUUUGAUUGGGUCAGAGAACAAGGAAAUUAUGACAAUGGCGAAUGGAAGAGUCUCGGAAAAGUUUGCGGCAGGAAUACGCCUACGCCUUUUAAUUCGACAACGAAUCGCAUGAAGGUGAUUUUUCAUUCGAACGAGGCAGUACAAGCGGACGGUUUCCAUGCUGUCUGGAGCGAGAAUUGCGGAGGUGUAUUUCAGGCGACCGAGAAAGUUAACGUCAUCCAAUCGCCGUCGUAUCCAAAUCUCUAUCCAAACAGCAUUUUCUGUAACUAUACUAUCGUUGCGCCAAACGACGAUAUUGUCAUCGAGUUCACUGACUUCCAGCUUGAGCGCGGUCGCGGAGGAGAUUGUCGUUUUGACAACGUCACUGUCAUAUCGGAAAGUAUGUACUUUACAGAGGAUGUGGAAAGUUAUUGCGGCAACAACAAGCCACCACUUUUGAGAUCCUUAUCACGGAUAGGAAUUAUCUUCGCGACAGAUAAAUAUGUGCAGCGAAGUGGCUUCCAGUUUAAAUAUUUCCUCAAUAGAUGCGGUGGUAUAAUCACACGACCCACCGAACUUAAGCCUUUGAUGCAUGGAGAGGAAUACUUUGGACGUAUGAAUUGCACUUGGAUCAUUAAAGCGCCGCAAGGAAAGAGUGUACUUGUGCGCUUCGAGAAAUUCAUUCUAGAGUAUUCCACCAAUUGUUAUUUCGAUAACGUCGCCGUUUACGAGGGUGAGUUCGUUCAAGAGGAUAAACGACAUGCUCUGAUUUGCGGAAACUUGACUGGUAAUUUACCAACAUUUAAAUCAGAGUCCAAUUCUAUGGUCGUUAACUUUAAUGCCGACAGCUCGAGGCACUACGAAGGUUUUACAGCCAAGGUGUUAUUUACGACAAGUCCAGUUAGUGGUUGCGGAGGAUUAAUCAAUUUAACUUCGAGUCAAUCUAAAUCAUUCAGAACUCAACAAGCGGCAACUUAUGAACCAUUUGAAGAAUGCCAUUGGACUGUGGUUACAUCGCCGGCCAAAACUAUAAUAUUUACAAUCAAUAGCAUAGAUAUCAAAAACUCAAUUAAUAAUAUCACUCGACGUGAUAAAUGUAGCGGUGAUUAUCUUGAGGUUCGAGAUGGUGGUGGACCUUAUGCCGAACUUAUUGGUCAAUUUUGUGGGAGUUCAGUGCCAUCUCCUCUGGUAUCCACCUCAAACAAAUUGUGGAUUAGAUUUUAUUCUGACGGCACUUCUCAAGGUGCUGGUGCAACAGGCACUUUGGAGACUAAUGAUGCAUUGUGCGGCUUAGGUACUCGAGUAGUAAACGAGACAAAUCAUGUACUUACUUCGCCGAAUUAUCCAAAUACGCAUUUAGCUGGAACAUUAUGUCGCUGGACCUUGAAAUUUACCGGUGAAUAUAGUGAUAGACUGCGAAUACGAUUUAUAGAUUUUGAUUUGAUGGACUCUAACAAGUGUGAAUACGAAUAUUUAGAAAUUUCUGAACAAAACAAAUACAUAAAUGAAGGCUUCGGAACAAACUUCAUAUACAGUGGUGUGAAAAACCAUCCGAUUAGCGUCGAAAUGGGUAGCCGUUUACCUCUCGGCUCGUACAGAUAUUGUGGCAGCGCAUUACCACACGAAUAUUAUAGUUACAACAACGAAGUCAAAGUGACAUUUAGAUCGUUGUCCAAUGAUCACAGAGGCUUUAAGCUCGAAUACAGCACAGCGAGUUGCGAUCGAAAUUACACGAGCGAGCAGGGACGAAUUUUCCAUAACGGAUUUACAAGUUGCUGGAUCACGAUCACCGUUCCGGCAAACCACACCAUUUCUUUGUACUUCAAUCAUUUCAGCAUUUACGAUGGAGAGCAGUGCACGCGCAACGGUCUACAAGUACAUGAGGGUGACUCAAGUGGACCGCUUAUAGCGACACUGUGCAGCACGAUGAUGCCAAGCCCGAUUUUCAGUAGCGGCAACAAACUCACUUUGCACUCCUGGACCGAGAUCGCCAGCUCUUAUCAAAGUUAUGACAUCAUUUACACGACCACGGAUGCAGGUCGAGGUUGCGGCGGACGUAUAUUCAAUUACGGAGGCAGAUUCACCUCGCCAUUGUAUCCCAAUAUAUAUCGCAAUAAUACUGUGUGCACUUGGGACGUAAGCGUACCGCGAGGUUUCAAGAUCAUUCUCCAGUUUCUUGUCUUCGACAUCGGCACAAAGAAGACCUGCAGCAGCAAUAAUCUCAAAAUUUAUGACGUUGUACCCAGCGGAGAACUCUUACACAGCACUUAUUGCGGCGGAGAUGAUCCAGCAAGACUCGAGGCUGAUACCGAUCGAAUUCUUGUUAAAUAUACUUCGACAGUAAACAAUAUUGGAACAGGAUGGGUUAUUGCAUUUAUGGCACAAUCGACUGUGCAUCCCAUCGACAUAAUGGAAAUAAACUGGUAAAGGAGACAUUAUCAAGACUGCAAAAAGUAACGUUUUUAAAUAUAAAAUUUAGAGCCAGA
Temnothorax curvispinosus is the source of this 11375-nucleotide messenger RNA. RefSeq names its product cubilin-like (gene Cubn). The transcript is spliced from 53 exons. The coding region runs from base 82 to 11316 and encodes 3744 amino acids. Gene Ontology annotation, molecular function: calcium ion binding. NCBI's taxonomy places the organism in Eukaryota, Metazoa, Arthropoda, Insecta, Hymenoptera, Formicidae. The record is from RefSeq and is a predicted model, not a curated record.